This is a messenger RNA of Ceraceosorus guamensis, 3561 nucleotides long. RefSeq lists its product as hypothetical. Gene Ontology annotation, cellular component: nucleus; chromatin. NCBI's taxonomy places the organism in Eukaryota, Fungi, Basidiomycota, Exobasidiomycetes, Ceraceosorales, Ceraceosoraceae. The record is from RefSeq and is a predicted model, not a curated record. The transcript is spliced from 7 exons. The coding region runs from base 1 to 3561 and encodes 1186 amino acids. Gene Ontology annotation, biological process: mitotic sister chromatid cohesion; DNA repair.
AUGGUGCGGCCUCAAUCAACUCGCGCUCUCGCGCGACUUCAAAACACUGGCCAGAUCUACCAGAAGGGCACGUCUGCAGAUGCUCUGCUCAAGCGUCUCAAGGCUCUUCAAAAAGAGUUGUCAGAGAUGGAGCAGGAGCAGGUUGAUCUGAGCUCGCUCAAUCCCCUCUGCAAGCAGCUCAUCGCCAAUCCACUCGUGCACCACAAAGUCGAUGCCGUCAAAGGCUCGGCCGCUUGCUGUCUUGCAGACUUGCUCCGCUUGUACGCACCUCAAGCACCGUACACAGGCGCAGAACUGCGCGACAUCUUCGCAUUCUUUAUAGAUCGACUCACAUCUCCCAAAGGCGGCCUCAGCAAUCCAAGCAGUCCGCUGUACCCGGAUACAUUCUACUUACUGGAGAGCUUAAGCAACGUCAAAAGCAUUACGCUCGUUGCUGAUCUUCAUGGAGCGGACGAGAUGAUGACUGACCUCUUCCGAGGAUUCUUCGAGUUGAUCAAGCCAGAGACGACGAAGAACGUCGAGAUUUGUAUGGCGGACAUUCUCGUGCAGCUAAUCGACGAGUGUCUCAAUGUGCCGCAGGAGGUGCUGGAGAUCCUCAUUGCGUCGUUCCACUCGAAGGCUGAGAAAGCAAACCCUGCCGCUCACCAGCUGGCGGUCGAGAUUUGCGACGCCACCAAGGAUCGACUCCAGAAGCACGUGGCUCAGUACUUCAGCGAGAUUCUGGUUUCAGUUUCAGAGGAAGACGAUGUGCAGGACAAGGAGAAAUCUCUCAGAAACGCGCAUCUCCUAGUCGCGCAGAUCAACCGUGCAGUCCCAGCCCUUCUCUUGAACGUCAUCCCUGCACUCGAACAAGAGUUGCGGACCGACGAUACGACAGCGCGCAGCAUUGCGAUCAAGACGCUUGGUCAAAUGUUUGCCGAGACGACUGCGAAGACAGGCGGUGGCGGAGACCUAGCCCGCAAAUACGCAUCAACCUGGAGAGAAUGGCUUGCCCGCGCAAACGACAAGCAUCCGACGCUGCGCAUUGCUUGGACAGAGGCGGCUGGGCCGCUGUUCGCCAACCAUCCGGAGCUCCGUGUUGAUCUGCGCGUUGCUGCGCAGAACAAGCUCGCUGAUCCUGAUGAGCGUGUUCGAGCGUCCAUGGUCAAGGUGUUGGGGAGCACCGACUACGAAACUGCGUUACACCACGUCGAUCGCGAGAUUUGGCAAGAAAUCGGGAAUCGCUGUAGGGACAAGAAAGCCAGCGUCCGACAGCAUGCAUUCGACGCUUUGGGUCGCAUCUUUCGACUCGCGCGCGGAGAGCUAGAAUCCAGGGACCCGAGCGCGAUCAAGCAAUUCGGCUGGAUACCAAGCUGCGUGCUGAAAGCUAGCUUCGUGGGUGGUCGAGAGAUUGAUAGUCUGGUGGCAGGGACGCUGGAUCGUCACAUUCUUAGGUUGCCGGCGUCCGUUGGUGAUGCUGAGGAUGCAGAAAGGUGGACCAGCAGAUUGCUACUGGUCAUGUCCCACUUGGAGGAUGACCGCGCUCGCAAAGCGCUCAUUCGCCACUCCAACCUUAGAAAGGUACGCGAACCGUUCGUACAAUUCGUGAAGGCAUGCGAGGACUACAAUGCCGGUAUCAUCGACAACGACGAAGCGGCCAUUAAGCUGCGCAUGGCAACCAGUAUCAAGAAGAUUUCAUCACUCAUGGCCGACCCACCUCACGCCACCUCUGAUCUUCAUGCCUUCGCCAAAGCUAAUGAUAACCGGACUUACAGGCUUCUGCGCAGUCUCUUGGACGCUCAAAGCGAUCUCAAAACCCUUGUCAAGGUCCGCAGCGAGCUUACCUCACGGCUGAAAGACACACAGCCCGGUGUGACGGGAACGAUGGAUCAGCUCUUGCGAAUGUCGUGCCUCUUCUUGGUCAACAAAAGCACAGUACCGACGUUGUUAAAGCGUUUGGAACACAGUGGCUAUUCCAACACCGAGAGCCAGGUGGCUGCAGUCCAUGACGCAGACGAGACGAUGCGCACCACCGAGGCGAUGGAUGCGCGCCAGACAGAGGCGCAAGCUUGCCGCCGCGACUGCCAAUUUUUGCUUCGCGAGAUCUCCAAGGCUUGCCCGCGGCUUUACUCGACGCAUGUCCCUCUGCUUCUCAAAGCCCUGAACGUGCAAGGCUGCGACGCGCUGUUGACGGAAAGCCUUCGCGCCCUUGGAGCCCUCGCGCAUGUAGAGCCAGCAACUGUGGUGGCAGAUCGGAAAGUCGUUGAACGUGUUCUUCACUUGGUCCGCAGUGGCACUGUGCUGCAAUCAAAGUACGCUGCGCGUCUCCUGGCUGUGCUAGGAGCCAGUCCUUCAAAAUCCAAGCUUGACAAGUCGACAAUCUCAGUCGUCGACAGUAGGACCAGGUCGAUUGCCCACGCAAGCUUGGAGCAGUUGGCUGAAGAGCUCACCCGGCGCCUUGGGAAAAGUGUUGGAGAGCGUCUGGUCGCAGAUCUUGCCGCACUGGGUCAGAUCGUCAAGUACGCCAGCGAGACUGCUGCGGAUGUGGGCGACGCUAUCGUCAAGACCGUGCUUACCGGCAUUCUAAUGAAGCCGUGGGGCAAAGACAAAGUGGAGGAUGUCAAGGGCGAGGAUCAGCUCGAAGCAUGGGUCGAGGACGAGGAGAUGACAGCAGACUUGCGAGCUAAGUUGCUUGGCCUGGAUCUUCUGAUGAAGCGCUGCGUCGCUUUUGCGAACGCAGAAGGCGUCACUGAUGUGGCCAUGCCGGUGUUCAGACUUCUCUUCGCCACGCUUAUGGAAGGCGAGCCCCGUAAGCUGGGCGCUCCCCCUGCUGCGAAGAGUCGGAUGCGCUUGCAAGCAUCACUCUGCGUGCUCAAGAUGGCACGCGUGGAAGCCCUGGAAGCCUUCAUCAAGCGCGAGUUCACUGAGCUUGCGCUUGUCAUCCAGGACCCGUGCUUCCAGGUGCGCCAAACUUUCCUGCACAAGCUGCUGAAAUAUCUGCGCUUCAGACGACUUUCUCCUCGAUUCAACGCCAUACCCUUCUUGGUGGCUUUCGACCCAGAAAAGGAGAAUCAGGACAUGGUGGUCAAUUACGCUCAGAGCAUGUACCAGCCCAUGCCGCCCGAAUUGCGCGUCAAGCACUUUGAUGUCUCUUUCGUGCGAUUCCUGCACCUUCUCGCCCACCAUCCGGACUUCUCUCGAGAGCGUUUAGACGAAAUCGUGGACCUCGGAAAAUACAUCGACUUUUGGCUGGAUAGCCUCGGCACUUCGCAAAAUGUCAGCUUGCUCUACUACUUGUCUACUCGUCUCAAGGGUAUCCGCGACACCGAGAGUCCUGGGCACUCGGACAACCUGUACUGUCUCAGUGAGCUUGCUCAGCUUUAUAUCAAGCUGCGAGCCAACCGAGAGAAUUGGACGAUAUCCAGCUACCCGGGAAGGGUCAACUUGCCAUCGGACAUCUUUCGACCUCUUCCAAGUCGUGAGGUCCAAAAGGAGGUGUACGAACGCGUCUUUCUGCCAGACACGAUGGUCUCCGCCCUCACUGAGAAGUAUGCAUCGUCAGGAUCCAAGGUGAGCAACUGA